Aplysia californica (California sea hare) is the source of this 666-nucleotide messenger RNA. The record is from the annotation of a RefSeq genome assembly. NCBI's taxonomy places the organism in Eukaryota, Metazoa, Mollusca, Gastropoda, Aplysiida, Aplysiidae.
AUGAUAAGUGACCUAUUCUCUUCGUUGGACUGCGGUCAAUUAGGAAGUAUUUCUUUUCUAUUAUGACUAACACCAAUUAUAGUAGCUUCUAUGUUUUUUGUUUCAUCUAGCUGAAAAGCUCAACCUUCAGGAAUUUUAAUACUUUUAAUUGCCACUAAUAGAGAAACACGAGCAAAAGCUCUUCUCCCAUUACCUUUAUUUUUAUUUUCUUUAAUGUUCUUUUUAGUAAUAAUAAACUUAAUCGGGUUAGUUCCAUUUGUUUAUGGAGUAACUAGAAACUUGUGAAUUACAUCAUCAUUGGCUGUGGUAAUAUGAGGACUAUUAAUUUUAAGAGGAUGAACUAUAAGUCCUGUAGCUUCGGCUGCACAUUUAGCACCAGCAGGAGCUCCUGCUGCUUUAGUACCUUUCCUUGUUCUAGUGGAAACUAUUAGUAUUAUAAUUCGUCCUUUAACAUUAACAGUACGAUUAAUUGCUAAUAUUAGAGCAGGACAUAUUGUAAUAUCUUUAAUCGCGAAUUGUUUAGUAAGAGCUUCAACAACAGCUUUAGUAUCUAUGUUUGUUUUAAAUGUAGGUUAUACUUUAUUCGAAGUGUUUGUUUGUUUAAUUCAGGCUUAUAUUUUUACUUUACUAGUAAAAUUAUAUGCUGAGGAACAUCCAGAUCUUUAA